CCCCCCCCCCCCGCCAUGUCCUUGCAGAGUACUCUGCGCAUGCGCCGACGGGUGCCAGGGGGCUACCGCGCUUGCGCUCCCGCCACCAGCGAAAGGGGCGUGGACUGGUGCUCAAACCCCGCCUCCAGCCCCUAUCGGCGGCGCCCUUGUCGCUCGGCUACCCGCCACUCGCACCGGAGGCCCCGCCCUCCCCGGAGGCCCCGCCCCCGCGCCAUGCGGAAGGGCGCCGGUGGCUCCCGCCGGCCCCGGGCCGUCGGUUCAGGGCCCGCUCCGGGCCCGGUGUCGGUGUCGGUGCCGCUCCCGGUGCCGGUCCUGGGGCUCUUUCCGCGGUCCCGCCGCUGUCUCCGGUCGCUGCUGCCGCUCCUGGCGCUGGCGGCUGCCGCCGCCCUCCUCUACGUCGCCUGGCCCGGCAGGGAACGGGGCACUGGCCCGCCCCUUCCCGGCCCCCCUUUGGAGCAGGAUCUACUGGGGCAGCUGGAUCCCACCCGCCUGCGGGACACCUUCCUGCGGCCCCUCCUGCGGGAACGGGUGCCGGGGGGGCCCGGGAGCCGUGCUGCCCGCCAGCACAUUGUGGGACGCCUGGGUGCGCUGGGAGCUGCUUGGCACCUGGAGCUUGAUGCCUUCGAAGCGGUGACUCCCCGGGGACUGGUGACCUUCACCAACGUGGUGGCCACGGUGGCCCCUGCCGCCCCCCGCCGCCUGGUCCUCGCCUGUCACUACGACACCAAGGUCUUGCCCCCCAGUCCCGGCCAGCGGUUCUUCUUGGGGGCCACUGAUUCGGCUGUGCCCUGCGCCAUCCUCCUGGAGCUGGCAGCUGCCCUCGACCGGCCCCUGCGGCGCGCCAAGGACAGGGGUGCGGAGGUGACGCUGCAGCUGCUGUUCCUGGAUGGGGAGGAGGCCUUCGGGGACUGGAGUGUCACCGACUCCCUCUAUGGCGCCCGGCACCUGGCAGCACGUAUGGCCACCACCCCCCAUGGGCUCCACGGCACCCAGAUCACUGCCAUGAGCCUGCUGGUGUUGCUGGACCUGCUGGGCGCCCGCCACCCCGCCAUCCACAGCCACUUCCCUCGCACCCAUCACUGGUUCCUGCGCCUCGUCGCCAUCGGUGGGACACGGGGAUGGGGACAGGGACAAGGGGAUGAGCGGCUGCGGCAGCUGGGGCUGCUGCACGCCCUCCCCCAGGACCAGCCCUUCUUUCACCUCAGCCCAGCCCCAGGACCUGUUGAGGAUGACCACGUCCCCUUCCUCCAGCGAGGUGUCCCUGUGCUGCACCUCAUCCCCCUGCCCUUCCCACCCGUGUGGCACACCCUCGAGGACACCGAGGACAACCUGCACUCCCCCACCGUGGAGGACCUGUGCAAGAUCCUGAUCACCUUUGUGGCCGAGUUCCUGCAGCUCUGAGCCUCGCUGUCACCCCCAGUCUGAGCCCCCCAGGGAGGCCAGGCAGCCCUGGGCUAUGCUGGGAGCCACCAGUAAAGUGCUCAGUGACCAA
Molecule: messenger RNA, 1492 nt
Organism: Tyto alba (common barn owl)
Lineage: Eukaryota; Metazoa; Chordata; Aves; Strigiformes; Tytonidae
Gene: QPCTL
Product: glutaminyl-peptide cyclotransferase like
Exons: 7
Coding region: 16-1401 (461 amino acids)
Molecular function (GO): glutaminyl-peptide cyclotransferase activity; zinc ion binding
Source: RefSeq, a predicted model, not a curated record